AUGCUCGACGGGUGCCGCGCGUACGACUUCCUCGAGAGCUCUCGCUGGGGCUCCCUGCUGCGGGCCAGCGACGUCCUGGAGGCGGCUGCGAGCCUCGGAAGUGGCGGAGCUGCAGGCUUGGGGGCUGGCGCCGGCUUUCCGAAGAGCGCGCCGCACUUGCCGCCCCUGCGUGAGGCCCGCGGCGGGGAGGUUCCCGCCGCGGCCGGUGCUGAACGGGACCGCGGCAACCUGACCGUCGUUGCUCUGAGCACCCACGUCGCGGUGGUGGAGCCCGCCUCGUCCCUGCGGGAGCAGCUGCUGGCACUGGGCGUGCCAGUCCACCUGGCCUUCCUGGGCGUCAUGCACCCGAGCAGCGACGUGCCGUGCCAGCUGAUGCAGGCCGGCUCCGCCUGCAGUCGGGCGCCAGGCGGCUGGGCCGCAGACGUCCGGGCCAUUUCCUGUACACGCUCGGCGACAUGCGCAGGGAAGACUUUCGGGACGUCGGCUUCACGGGCGAGCUGUUCCGCAGGGUGGGGCUCAUCCACCGGCGCCACAUCCGCCGCCAGGCCGACGCCGUGGUCUGCGCGCACCCGUUCCUGCUCUGCGCGGUUCUUCGCACCAUCACCUGACGUCCCCCGGCACGUGCUCGUCUACCUGACGCCCACGCCGCUCACGCUCGUGCCGGAGGGGGACCGCAUGUGGGUCCUGGGCCAGCUCAAGACCCUCGUGGAGCACGGGAAGACGACCGUCUUGGCCGCCUCGCGGAUCUAUUCGCUGCACGCGCUCUACCAGACGGGGGCGCACGUCGCGGCCGUGCGGCCCGCGAGCCUGUACGUCUCAGAUGCGGCGAGAUGGUCGCGAAAGAGUGCGGAGGGAGCAACCUUCUACAUAUGGUGUGCGUCGUCAUUCUGCGGUGAUUUCAUCGUGGUGGCCAUGGGCUUCGUCGGCGAAGGCAGGCUCGCGGGCUCGCGGCAGCUGCAGCGGGCAGAUCCGAUGGUCAAAGAGCUCCUGGAUGAUGGUUUUGCGAGCUGGGCGUUGCUGGCGACGAUGCGCUGCGUGGUGUUCAUGCCAUGGGAUUUGCAGCUCACGGCGUUCCCAGAGCUCUACGCUCUUGGAGUGCCCCUCGUUUUGCCCACUGCGUCUUAUAUCGCACAAUAUGGCCUCCGGAUCCUCACGAAGGGCCAGACCACCUUCUGGGCUGUGCACCCGAGAUUCGCUGGGCAGUUGCCGGGUCAGCCUUCGGUCCCUUUCGCAUUCGGGCCUUGGGUCGACAUUGAGGACGACGGCAGCCCCGAGAUGAUGCUGCGCGCUCAGGACCACUUUCUAUACUGGCUGCAGGCCUCGGACUACGAGACAUUCGGCCAUACACUUAGGUUCGACUCUGUCCCAGGAAUGUUGCAGCAUGCUGUCUUCACCCCAGCGGAUGAGCUCGGCAAGAUCGGGGAUGCCAUGCGGGCUGAGUGGACUCGAGCGCACCGAGAGACUGCAGCGGUGUACCGGGAA
Prorocentrum cordatum is the source of this 1482-nucleotide messenger RNA. The record is from the annotation of a GenBank genome assembly. NCBI's taxonomy places the organism in Eukaryota, Dinophyceae, Prorocentrales, Prorocentraceae.